AUGUGUAUGAAAGUGGGUCAUCUCAAGCUCACUUCCUCUGACUCCCCACCCCCGGCGACCGGACCCCGCCCAUGCCUCUCCGCUGCUGGCCUCGACGGCUGCCUCCUCCUUCAGCUUCCUCCAGGCGAGUGGAUACCACGCGGCACUCGCGGAGGGCUAGGUGACCCAGCGGGAUGCGCCAAGGGAGGUGGAGGGGCGGAUCUCGUCUCCACUGGAUCCGCUGCCGUGGCCGCCACCACCGGCAUUCGGUGGCUCUGCGUCGGCCUCCUCUCCGCCACCGACGCCGUCUGCCGCAGUAAGCCCCCUCCCACAUCAGCUGUCUUCAACGUCCCUGGCCAUGCCGGCAUCCCGCUGGCCGGGCUCACUACCGACGGACGGUUAUCUCCGGCUUCCUCCCCUGCAAGUGCAUCACCCACGGCUUCGUCUACGACUCGCUGCUCGACAAACGCAGCAGGGGCACAGGAAGCAGCCGAACCUGAACCUGAAGAAAUUGCAGAUGUGUGCAUGCGGCAGGACCGCAGGAGCCUGUCUCCACGUUGACAGGCGUUCAGGGCUGGCACGGGUGCCGGCUGGAGCAUGUCCGUGCGUUCAAGGAAGUUCAGUGUAGCCUCCCAUAGAGGCUAUGUUGGCGCUCUUAUGGGACGGCAGCGGGCGGCCCCGGGAGUGCUACAGAGCGGGCGUGGGUGCCGGCGGGAGCCUGUCCGCGCGUUUAGGGACGUGCAGCGCGGCCUCCCAUGGAGGCUAUGUCAAGGCUCUUGUGGGAUGGCAGCGGCAGCGCCGGGAGUGCUGCAGAGCGGGCGCGGGCGGGAGCCUGUCCCCGCGUUCAGGGACGUCCAGAGUUGUCUUCCAUGGAAGCUAUGCUGGAGCUCUCGUGGAACGACAGCGGGUGGCGCCGGGAGUGCUGCAGAGCGAGCUCGGGCGCCGGCGGGAGCCUAUCCCCGCGUUCAGGGGCGUCCAGUGCUGUUUUCCAUGGAGGCUAUGGUGGAGCUCUCGUGGAACGGCAACGGGCGGAGCCGGGAGUGUUGCAGAGCGGGCGUGGGCGCCCACAGGAGCCUGUCCCCGCAUUCAAGGGGCGUGCCCGGUGGCCUCCCUCUAGAGGCUAUGGCGGAGCUCUCGCGGGACGGCUGUGGGCGAGUGGGAGCGCCGCGGCAGCGAGCGGCGGUUCGCUUCUGGAUGUUGUCUGCCCCGUUAAACACGGAGAGGCUGUGGAGCGUUGGAUUUUCUGGUUGGAUGGCCAAGAUGGGUUGGAUCAGACCCUCUGGGUCUUUUCUUAGUA
This is a messenger RNA of Lolium rigidum, 1276 nucleotides long. RefSeq lists its product as uncharacterized. Lineage: Eukaryota; Viridiplantae; Streptophyta; Magnoliopsida; Poales; Poaceae. The coding region runs from base 1 to 540 and encodes 179 amino acids. The transcript has 3 exons. The record is from RefSeq and is a predicted model, not a curated record.